GCGUCAGCCUGAAGAAGCCGGUGUUGUGCCAUAAAUCGACUCACUGCCAAAAAAUGAUUAGCUUAGUUUUUUCCAGUUCGGAAGUUGUUUUAAGUGUUGCUAUUUCUCUUAAACGUUCACAAUGAGGAUAUAUUAAUCUUUUUUGCAAUAUUUGCGAUUGAAAGAUGGUUUGUGGUAAGAACUGGCUUUCUUUAUGUUACAGCCUUGAUACUAAAAAAUAAAUAAACAAUGUAAAAUGGCGCCCUGUAUUGAAUGUAAACGUUGUAUAAAUGUAAAUUAACAAUUAUCCAGUGAUUUGAUUUUUUCCCCCUUCCUUUCUUUAGUGGCUAAUCAUUUUUUGGCAGCGAGUCGAUUUAUGGCACAACACCGGCAGCUGUCGGCGAAACCGUAGCUACAAACAGGUAAACAAAACUGUUUCUGUGUUUAAAAAAGAACGAAAGCAUGGAUUUACAAAGACACAGCAAGAACACACCUAAGAUGUUCAAUAUUUGUUUUUAUAUAAUGGAGGAUGAAGAUGAUUGUCCAGAGCUGGUGCCCAUCAGUGCCCAGCCUGGUCCCCCUGCUCAGCAGAUACCGGUCACCAUUAUUACUGGCUACCUUGGUGCUGGGAAAACUACACUCCUUAACUUUAUCUUAACAGAACAACACAACAAACGGAUCGCUGUCAUCCUCAAUGAAUUUGGAGAAGGCAGUGCUCUUGAGAAGUCUCUUGCUGUGAGUCAGGCAGGAGAGUUGUAUGAGGAGUGGCUGGAGCUGAGAAAUGGCUGCCUCUGCUGCUCAGUGAAAGAUAAUGGCCUGAAAGCUAUUGAAAAUCUAAUGGAGAAGAAAGGAAAGUUUGACUACAUCCUUUUAGAAACCACCGGACUUGCUGAUCCAGGAGCCGUGGCCUCCAUGUUCUGGGUUGACGCCGAGCUCGGCAGCGAUGUCUAUUUAGACGGCAUCGUGACCGUCAUCGAUGCCAAGUACGGCCUACAACAACUAAAUGAAGACAAAGCCAACGGACUCGUCAAUGAAGCAGCCAGACAAAUUGCUCUUGCAGAUCUCACUAUAAUCAACAAAACAGAUCUUGUAAAUAAGGAGGAACUGAAUCAAGUUAGAGACACUGUAAGGUCUAUAAACGGUCUUGUCAAGAUUGUGGAAACCCAAAGAGCCAGGGUGGAUCUCUCUGAAGUCCUUGAUCUGCAUUCUUUUGACAGUAUGGAUGGAGCAAAGCUCGCCGAGAAGCUAGAGCUGGCUAAACCCAUGAGACCGCAUCUGGACAAGAGUAUUUUAACGGUGACAUUUGAGGUGGCUGGAGAGCUCUCAGAGGACGCCCUGAAUGCUUUCAUCCAGGAUCUUCUCUGGGAAAAGAAGUUCUGCAACAAAGAUGGCGAACCCAUGACUGUCAUCCGGUUAAAGGGCGUCGUGUCGUUUGUAGGUAAAGCCCACCAGGUGAUGGUGCAGGGGGUCCACGAGCUCUACGAGUUUAAUGAGACUCCUCAGCUCUGGGAGGAAAACCUGCACGUCAACAGACUUGUUUUUAUAGGCAGGAAUCUGGACAAGGACGUCCUGCAGGAUCAUUUUGUUUCUACCGUGGUGCUGAAAGCAGAAACUCCAUAGAUAACAAUAUAUGCUUGUAUAUUUUUGUCUGCAUGACAGGGAGACGCAUUAGAAAAUGACUUGAGCUGUGAUGGUUUUACACAACUUGCCUUUAAAAACUACAGUUUAGAAGAGUUUUGUCUGCAGAAAUAUCUUACAUGAACUGCUAAGACUCGGGUUGUGAUAAAAUAUUUUAAUGUGUCUCGUUUUCAUCCUGCAGUUUUAAGUUAUUCAAAAUAAAAAUGAACUCUGAA
Nothobranchius furzeri (turquoise killifish) is the source of this 1832-nucleotide messenger RNA. RefSeq names its product COBW domain containing (gene zng1a). Gene Ontology annotation, cellular component: cytoplasm. The record is from RefSeq and is a predicted model, not a curated record. NCBI's taxonomy places the organism in Eukaryota, Metazoa, Chordata, Actinopteri, Cyprinodontiformes, Nothobranchiidae.